Molecule: messenger RNA, 1167 nt
Organism: Babesia sp. Xinjiang
Lineage: Eukaryota; Apicomplexa; Aconoidasida; Piroplasmida; Babesiidae
Product: putative tyrosine-tRNA ligase
Exons: 9
Coding region: 1-1167 (388 amino acids)
Molecular function (GO): tRNA binding
Source: RefSeq, a predicted model, not a curated record
AUGCUCGAAGUAAUAGUUUUUAGUGACUGUGUUGAGGGCCGUUUGGCUCGUCUACUGUGGAGUUACGGGAAAUUCAAGAACGUUUCGUUAUCGCUUUCCCCGUCGAGGACGGAGACCAUUGUUAAGGAAGAUGGAGAAGUAUCUCUGAAGCAGUGGCCAAGUGUCCUUGAGGAUGCUAUAAAGGGUGCUCCCACUGAGGAGGUGCUUGUGCCUUCUACACAGAUUCAGAAGGAUACAAUGUAUUCGUGGAUAGAUUUUGCUUUUCAGCGUGAUUUUAGCAUCAACCAGAGAGCAAGUAUAGAGACACUAAAUGCGUACCUUGUGUCCCACACAUUCCUUGUCGGAUCUACAAUAACUUUGGCCGAUCUUGUUAUGUACGUCUCGACCCAUAGUUGGAUGAUGAAGUCGGAGGCUCAUGACCGCGCUGAAUUUACCAACGUUGUCAGGUGGUUCGAUCACGUGCAGCAUCUUCCGGGUAUCGUGAACAAUUUCAAAGAUCUACCGUUGGUUACCAUUGAGAAAGAUAUGGAUUUGGUUACGGCUGUAAUGGAGAAUAUGAGCGUAGCCACAGCAGCUGCCCCUCCCUCGGUUAAACCGACAAAAGGCGCUGCUGAUUCAGGAUCGAAGAAGCAGAAAUCACCGAAGCCGGUUGCUGAUGACAGGCCUAUCGCUGAUGUCAGCCGUUUGCACAUCAAGGUCGGUCAAGUAAUGUCAGUGGAGCGCCAUCCCGAGGCUGAUCGCCUUUACUGCCUAAAAAUAGACUUGGGGGAACCUGAUUUACGGGAAAUAUGUUCAGGACUGGUUGAUUACCUUAAACCGGAGCAGAUAAUGUCACAGUACGUAUGCGUACUUUCGAACAUGAAACCCAAAAGUUUGCGUGGAAAGACUUCCAACGGGAUGGUUUUGUGCGUUUCCAACGCCGAUCACACUGUUGUGGAGCUCCUCCACCCAGCGGAGGGCACCGCGGUGGGUGAGCGCGUUGUGGUCGAAGGCUGCGAAGGAGAGCCUGACGCGGUUUUAAGCACGAAGACUGGCAAGGACCCAUUUGUUGCGGUACAACCGGAAUUCAACUGUAAAGAUACUUUCGCAUAUUACAAGGAUCAGCGGUUUAUGACCAAAUGUGGCCCGUGUCGUUGCAUAUCAUUGAAAGAGGGCACAAUAUCGUGA